Molecule: messenger RNA, 6577 nt
Organism: Pan troglodytes (chimpanzee)
Lineage: Eukaryota; Metazoa; Chordata; Mammalia; Primates; Hominidae
Gene: ARL6IP5
Product: ADP ribosylation factor like GTPase 6 interacting protein 5
Exons: 3
Coding region: 4582-5148 (188 amino acids)
Biological process (GO): negative regulation of transport
Cellular component (GO): membrane
Source: RefSeq, a predicted model, not a curated record
GCAGGGAGGGGCGAGGUUGACUGCGGCUGGGCUCCCAUGGGCUUUAAAGCCUUGCCCUGUAAUUAUAAUCUUAAUUACCUACGCUUAAUUAGGUGAAUCUUAUACCGUGCAUAAUGUUGCUCUGCAGCGUGAAAAUGUAGACAAUACAUUAUGCGUUUACACAAACUAUAUGUUAAUACGUAAUUAUAUAAAAUAUUGGUAUAUUCUAUGAAAAAUUCGUGAAGAACCAUCCCAGUAUGCCAGAGCUUUCCUCUGGGGGCAAAGAUCAAGGAAAUUUUCACUUUCUGCUUUUCAGGAUGGUUCCAAAGUCUUUGCCUUUAUAAGUACUCACUUGAAUAAUAAAUUUAUCUAAAUCCGUUUACAUUGGUGGGGUGGGAGAUUAUUAUUUUCUUUGAACAAAUCAGCAUUAAUAUUUUCAUGUCACAUUCUGUUAGAUAAGUUCAGCGGAAACAAAAUGAUUUAUUAAAACUUUUUUCCUGAGAUAAAUGUGUAUAUUUAGAUACAAAGAAAAAAGUAUAAAGGAAAACAAUCACAAAAAUCAAAGAAUAACUGAGAACACCCAUAAUCCUAUCACCUAAAGAUAAAUUGUGAUAAAAGUUUCAAUUAUUUUCUUCUAGAGUCAGAAAUACAAAUAUACACUGUGAAUCUGGAUGGCUGGAUAGAGGGAAAUGAUCAUGUUCAAAAAUGUAUGUAUAUACCCGUACACACACAUCUCCUUCUAUGGAGUGGGACAAGAAUGAUAUUUGGAAUCAAAAGUAAAUGAUUUUAAAUUCUUCUCAGUUGUGAGCUACGAAACCCUUAGACACUUCUAUUUCUUCAUUUAUAAAGUGGGCAUAACACUAUUCACCUUGUGAGACUGAUAAUUAAGUAAAAUCCAGAGUGGCUCUCAAAAUACAGUUUGUGAUCAACAUCACUUGGGAAGUUUUUUUUAACACAAAUUUUCACCCCUCACCGCCCCCACCACGCUCCCCACCGCCCCCCCCCCCGCCUUCAGCCUUCUGCAAAGCCUGGGGUGAUUCUCCACUGGUAAAGUUUGCGGGCCACUGAAAUGGAGUACAUAAAGCCUGAUGGGUACUCAGUAAAUGUAGCUGCUGUUACUACACUGUGAUAUUUAACCUCCUCUUGUCCUAGUUUUCAGUGAACCUUAAGGAAAGCUUGUCCUUUAUGGUCCUCCAAUUAGGUUCAGUUCAAUAGCAUUCACUGAGCUGAAAGUCAAUGCCAGGCAGUGAGCGUGGGAAUAGGGUUCACAGUCCCUAUCAAGAGAUACCAGCCUCCUUCUGCAUCACAUGUCUCAGCGUCAACUAUGAAACUACUUUUUCUUGCCCAGACAACUCCACAGAUGGUUUCACUGAGGAUUUAACCUCAGUGCUUAUCAAAAUGGGCUCCUGUAGCCUGAACCCCCAACAAUACUGGAUACCCUUUGAUUAGUGGUAGUGAGCAUUACAACCCUCUCAGAUAGUGAAAAGCAGCAGUCACCUUAAAGGCCACCUAGUCCAGUCUCACCCAUUUCACAGGGGAGGAAACUGAGGCCUAGGGAUAGAGUACAGCUAGCCGAUGAAGAAGUCUGCAAAGGUAUCUGGCCCUGCAUCUGCUUGCUUUGAGACUAACAGCCUGACUCACCAUGGUGGUAUUUUGAUAAAUGACACCAGGCACUCUCACUGGCUUAGAUUGAUUGACGGAUUAGAAAUAGCCAUCUGCCCUUGCCAGGAAUGAAAGCAACAGAGACAUGGAAGCAAAACCUUCAACAGAUUUAUUUUACUUCAAAUGGAACAUAUCAUAAACAAUUAGACUAUCUGCUAUGGUUUUUAAACAGACAGAUAGUCUGAAUGGUCCUAUCUAGACACACCAGUCCCAUUGUAAAAGCCCCAUCAAGCAGGGCUCGGCUUCCCACACCUGUAAUCCCGGCUACUUGGGAGGCUGAGGUGGGAGGACUGUUUGAGCCCAGGAGUUUAAAACCAGCCUGGGCAAAAUAGCGAGACCCUGUCUCUAAAAAUAAUAAUAAAUUAAAGCUCCAGAAAGACCUCUACAGUGAAUCUGACCCCUCCCUCCCCGGAAUGAACACUAACAAAGAGCUGCUACUAAUAGCAUUUCAAACAGUUACUGGAAAAAAGUAAUGACUCAUUACAUGUUCAUUUUUAUUUAAAAUAAUUUAACAAAGGUAGAAAUAUUUAGAGAAAAAAAAAUCUCCCAUACCCCAAAGAGAGAAACAGGGUUAACAUUUUGGGAGGGAGACAGAAGGGAAUCAUGCUAUAAACAGCUUUCUCUGUCUUUUCAGAAUUUCUUUAUUUAUGUUUAAACCUCUAAAGAGGUUUAAUUCUUUCUUGGGUAUCAAUUGCCUGUGAUCAAGGAGUAAUCAUAUUGUUACUAAUACACUCUUGACAGCUUUUGGUCAUGCAGUUCUGAGCAGUUGGAAGAUAAAGUUCUUAGUUAUAGCUUCUAAUACUCAUAAAUCUCACCAACAGUGUGGGGCCCCACUGGAGUUCCCACUCUCAUCUUGACUAAGAUGAUUUACUCAGCUUGCCCACAGUGCUGCCUCUUGACAUUCUGAAGCCCUGGGGAAUUCCUCCACACCCUCUGACUUCCUGUAACUGAGCACUGAGGCUCAGUGCAUCUCUAUUUAGCACUCCUCUUACUGUCUCAUAUUUAACUAGUGUUUCCACUGGAUUGCAGAAGUUUUGAAGGCAGAGCAGGAUUACAUUUUUCUCCUCUUUAAAAAAAAAAGAAAAGAAAAGAAAAAAAAAACCCACAGUGCUUUCACAGAGCCUCAAAAGAACUCGAAAUACUUGCUGGCAUUGUACUGAAUAUUCUCAACCUUUUCCCCCUACCCAGAUACAUCCACAACAAUAAAGUUGGAGCAAGGUAGAGAAAAGUCAGUAGAUGUUUAUAAUGAAAGCAUAGAAAACAAAUCAGAUUAAAGCACUAUUAAUAGCAGACAAGAAUCGUGGGCUAUCCUAUUGCUAAUAACAAUAAUAGUAACAUAUAACUGUGAACCUUUAUUAUACACUAAGCAUUUCCUAUACAUUCCUUCACUUAUCCUCGUCUAUGUGGCAGAUGUUCCAUUAUCCCCACUUUACACAUGAAGACACCGAGGCUGGGAGAGAUUAAGUAGUUUCUCCAAAGUCACCUGCGAGAGAGGAAGGAGCUGGGACUCUAAUUUUGCUUUCUCUGACUUCACACCAUCCCAUUUUUCCAGAAUCAAGAAAACGUGAGCACUCAGGAAUAUUUUCACAUUUUAAACUUUUUUCAAAAAGCAGCACAUAAGAUAUAUCUUAGCACUAAUUCCAUGCAAUCACCAAAUUUUCCUAAACACCAGUAGUAGUAGUAAUUUCUUAGAGUCGCUGUAAGCUCCUUAACUGUCUUCUGAAUUAAUAAGGAAAAUUAAAUUAUGUUUUCUAGACUUUGCAUUAGUAUAUUUCAUUACUUUCCAAGUUUUCAAAAAUUGGUGAUCUGAGUAGAGUGAAUUCACCUUGUCUAAGCCACUUAGGGGCUUAGAGACUCUGUUAUCUUAGAAAUCUUCACCUUAGAAUUCUACCUAUUACAUUAUACAAUUAAACAAACUACUUUUUUCUCAUGCAUUGUGCCAAUCAGCCCCUUAACUGAAAAAAGAUGACCCUUGGAAGCUUAGAAGAGAAUUGACAACGAAUACUUCUUUUGCCAGGUCUUUGGGCUGGGAUACAAAACAUCACGUUAUCUAUGAAUAUAUUGUGGUCCCUCAGUGAAAGCUGUCACCAAAUAUUGCAAUAAAACUAAGAAAACUUUUGAAGUGGAAUGCAUAUUUCUGCCCAGAAAAUGCUGGAUGCAGAACAACUAGUUCACUGCAGACAACUGUUUGCUUUAAAAUGUAAGCAACAUGCCCAGCUCAGGACUGAAGUGGCCAGAGUGCCUACUUUAUCAGAAUGGCAUAGCAGUCCAACAAUUUAGCCUAGAGAGAACAGAGGUGGAGAACAAAGAAGAGAAGUGAAAAAAACAGACCAGCCCUUCUGUUCUACAUGACCUUCUUUCCCGUUUUGCCAAUCUGAUUUCACACAUAGUGACUCAUGGUGAAACACAGAAAACAUGGGAAUUGCAUUCAGAUGUGUAGAGGUUAGUAAGACUUAGUUUUCAAAAGCAGCUCAUUCUCCAUUAACACUGUAGUCGCCUUCCAUUUCAUUUCACUUAGAUUGGCAUCUGCACAGCUGCCAAAAUUUUUCUCUAAGUCAGAGAACACACUCCUAGGUAAACCUUCAAAAAAGGUAUUUCGAAGGAGGCAGCUUCUCUGCUGCUAGAGAAGGCAUUGCCACCUCCCUUCAGACAGGGGAUUUCCGCUAGUUGCUUUCUGUCAUUUCGUCUCUAUUCUGCACUCAGUCCCUUGUUCUGUCUGGAGGUUCCUGUUUUCCUGUACCCAACCAAGAGCCAAUGAAGAAGUAAAGAGGAGCAAACACGCCCGCCCACUCCCAAUUUCCUUUGCUCUGCUGUCUGCCAACCGCAAAGCCGACCGAGACGGAGCCGCUGUCAACUCUUCAACUCAGCUCAGCUGAUCGGUUGCCGCCGCCGCCGCCGCCGCCGCCAGAUUCUGGAGGCGAAGAACGCAAAGCUGAGAACAUGGACGUUAAUAUCGCCCCACUCCGCGCCUGGGACGAUUUCUUCCCGGGUUCCGAUCGCUUUGCCCGGCCGGACUUCAGGGACAUUUCCAAAUGGAACAACCGCGUGGUGAGCAACCUGCUCUAUUACCAGACCAACUACCUGGUGGUGGCUGCCAUGAUGAUUUCCAUUGUGGGGUUUCUGAGUCCCUUCAACAUGAUCCUGGGAGGAAUCGUGGUGGUGCUGGUGUUCACAGGGUUUGUGUGGGCAGCCCACAAUAAAGACGUCCUUCGCCGGAUGAAGAAGCGCUACCCCACGACGUUCGUUAUGGUGGUCAUGUUGGCGAGCUAUUUCCUUAUAUCCAUGUUUGGAGGAGUCAUGGUCUUUGUGUUUGGCAUUACUUUUCCUUUGCUGUUGAUGUUUAUCCAUGCAUCGUUGAGACUUCGGAACCUCAAGAACAAACUGGAGAAUAAAAUGGAAGGAAUAGGUUUGAAGAGGACACCGAUGGGCAUUGUCCUGGAUGCCCUAGAACAGCAGGAAGAAGGCAUCAACAGACUCACUGACUAUAUCAGCAAAGUGAAGGAAUAAACAUAACUUACCUGAGAUAGGGUUGCAGCAGAAAUUGAGUUGCAGCUUGCCCUUGUCCAGACCUACUUUCUGCUUGCGUUUUUGAAAUAGGAGGUGCACGUACCACCCAAUUAUCUAUGGCAGCAUGCAUGUAUAGGCCGAACUAUUAUCAGCUCUGAUGUUUCAGAGAGAAGACCUCAGAAACCGAAAGAAAACCACCACUCUCCUAUUGUGUCUGAAAUUUCACGUGUGUUUAUGAAAUCUAAUGGGAAAUGGAUCACACGAUUUCUUUAAGGGAAUAAAAAAAAUAAAAGAAUUACGGCUUUUACAGCAACAAUACGAUUAUCUUAUAGGAAAAAAAAAAUCAUUGUAAAGUAUCAAGACAAUACGAGUAAAUGAAAAGGCUGUUAAAGUAGAUGACAUCAUGUGUUAGCCUGUUCCUAAUCCCCUAGAAUUGUAAUGUGUGAGAUAUAAAUUAGUUUUUAUUAUUCUCUUAAAAAUCAAAGAUGAUCUCUAUCACUUUGCCACCUGUUUGAUGUGCAGUGGAAACUGGUUAAGCCAGUUGUUCAUACUUCGUUUACAAAUAUAAAGAUAGCUGUUUAGGAUAUUUUGUUACAUUUUUGUAAAUUUUUGAAAUGCUAGUAAUGUGUUUUCACCAGCAGGUAUUUGUUGCAAACUUAAUGUCAUUUUCCUUAAGAUGGUUACAGCUAUGUAACCUGUAUUAUUCUGGACGGACUUAUUAAAAAACAAACAGACAAAAAAUAAAACAAAACUUGAGUUCUAUUUACCUUGCACAUUUUUUGUUGUUACAGUGAAAAAAAUGGUCCAAGAAAAUGUUUGCCAUUUUUGCAUUGUUUCGUUUUUAACUGGAACAUUUAGAAAGAAGGAAAUGAAUGUGCAUUUUAUUAAUUCCUUAGGGGCACAAGGAGGACAAUAAUAGCUGAUCUUUUGAAAUUUGAAAAACGUCUUUAGAUGACCAAGCGAAAAGACUUUAAAAAAUGGUAAUGAAAAUGGAAUGCAGCUACUGCAGCUAAUAAAAAAUUUCAGAUAGCAAUUGUUACAACCAUAUGCCUUUAUAGCUAGACAUUAGAAUUAUGAUAGCAUGAGUUUAUACAUUCUAUUAUUUUUCCUCCCUUUCUCAUGUUUUUAUAAAUAGGUGAUAAAAAAUGUUUUGCCUGCCAAUUGAAUGAUUUCGUAGCUGAAGUAGAAACAUUUAGGUUUCUGUAGCAUUAAAUUGUGAAGACAACUGGAGUGGUACUUACUGAAGAAACUCUCUGUAUGUCCUAGAAUAAGAAGCAAUGAUGUGCUGCUUCUGAUUUUUCUUGCAUUUUAAAUUCUCAGCCAACCUACAGCCAUGAUCUUUAGCACAGUGAUAUCACCGUGACUUCACAGACAUGGUCUAGAAUCUGUACCCUUACCCACAUAUGAAGAAUAAAAUUGAUUAAAGGUU